UCUAAAAGUUGGUUUUAAUUGGUUGCCCACAGGAUUGACUUGGCCUCUACUUCUUGCUAAGAAAAUACAUCUCUUGUUUUAUCAGGUGUGUGUGGUUUCAGUGCAGCAUGGCUGUGGUCAUCCGUUUUCAAGGUCUCCCAAUUGUGGCGGGGACCAUGGACAUUCGCCACUUCUUCUCCGGAUUGACCAUCCCUGAUGGGGGCGUGCAUAUUGUAGGGGGUGAACAGGGUGAGGCUUUCAUUGUUUUUGCCACUGAUGAAGAUGCAAGGCUUGGUAUGAUGCACACAGGUGGUACAAUUAAAGGGUCAAAAGUAACACUAUUUAGUAAAACGGAAAUGCAGAAUAUGAUUGAACUGAGUCGUAGGCGUUUUGAAACUGCCAACUUAGAUAUACCACCAGCAAAUGCUAGUAGAUCAGGACCGCCACGUAGCUCAGGAAUGAGUGGCAGGGUAAACUUGCCUACAAUGGUACCCAACUUUAAUAAUCCUUCACCCAGUGUAGUUACUGCCACCACUUCUGUUCAUGAAAGCAACAAAAACAUGCAGACAUUUUCCACAGCCAGCAUAGGAACAGCUCCUCCAAAUAUGGGGCCUUCCUUUGGGAGCCCAACCUAUAACACGACUGUUCCAAGCACAGCCUCUCCAAUGAACACAGUCCCACCGCCACCAAUUCCUCCAAUCCCAGUGAGGCCAUCUUUACCACCGAUGCCGUCCAUUCCCCCAAUACCAGUUCCUCCUCCAGUACUUACAUUGCCUCCUGUGCCCCCAAUUCCUCCAGUCCCUUCUGUGCCACCCAUGACCCCACUGCCACCCAUGUCGCGCAUGCCGCCCUUGAAUCCACCACCUGUGGCACCUCUGCCUGCUGGAAUGAAUGGCUCUGGAGCACCUAUGAAUCUGAACAAUAACCUGAACCCUAUAUUUCUGGGUCUACUGAAUCCUGUUAACCCUAUUCAGAUGAACUCUCAAAACAGUGUGAAGCCACUUCCCAUCAACCCUGAUGAUCUCUAUGUCAGUGUGCAUGGAAUGCCCUUUUCUGCAAUGGAAAAUGAUGUCAGAGAUUUUUUCCAUGGGCUCCGUAUUGAUGCAGUGCAUUUGUUGAAAGAUCAUGUAGCUUGAAAUAAUGGGAAUGGAUUGGUUAAGUUUCUCUCCCCUCAAGAUACAUUUGAAGCUUUGAAAUGAAACAGAAUGCUGAUGAUUCAACGCUAUGUGGAAGUUAGCCCUGCCACAGAAAGACAGUGGGUAGCUGCUGGAGGCCAUAUCACUUUUAAGCAAAAUAUAGGACCUUCUGGACAAACGCAUCCCCCUCCUCAGACACUUCCCAGGUCAAAAUCGCCCAGUGGGCAGAAAAGGUCAAGGUCAAGAUCACCACAUGAGGCUGGGUUUUGUGUUUACUUGAAAGGGCUGCCAUUUGAAGCAGAAAACAAACAUGUCAUUGAUUUUUUUAAAAAGUUGGAUAUUGUGGAAGAUAGUAUUUAUAUAGCUUAUGGACCCAAUGGGAAAGCAACUGGUGAAGGCUUUGUAGAGUUCAGGAAUGAGGCUGACUAUAAGACUGCUCUGUGUCGUCAUAAACAAUACAUGGGCAAUCGCUUUAUUCAAGUUCAUCCAAUUACUAAGAAAGGUAUGCUAGAAAAGAUAGAUAUGAUUUGAAAAAGACUGCAGAACUUCAGCUAUGACCAGAGAGAAAUGGUAUUAAAUACAGAAGGGGAUAUCAACUCUGCCAAAGUCUGUGCCCACAUUAUAAAUAUUCCAUUCAGCAUUACCAAGGUGGAUGUUCUUCAGUUCCUAGAAGGAAUUCCAGUGGAUGAAAAUGCUGUGCAUGUUCUUGUUGAUAACAAUGGGCAAGGUCUAGGACAGGCAUUUGUUCAGUUUAAAAAUGAAGAUGAUGCACGUAAGUCUGAAUGCUUACACCGUAAAAAACUUAAUGGGAGAGAAGCUUUUGUUCAUGUAGUGACCCUAGAAGAUAUGAGAGAGAUUGAGAAAAAUCCCUGUGCCCAAGGAAAAAAGGGAUUAAAGAUGCCUGUGCUAGGUAAUCCUGCAGUACCAGGAAUGCCCGUGGUGGGAAUGCCCAGUGCUGGAAUGCCUGGUGCCGGAAUGCCCGGUCCUGGAAUGCCUGGUGCGGGACUGCCAGGUGUGGGAAUGCCCGGUGCAGGAAUGCCCAGUGCAGGAAUGCCUGGUGCAGGAAUGCCCAGUGCAGAAGGUGAAGAGCAUGCCUUCCUGACUGUAGGGUCAAAAGAGGCCAACAAUGGGCCUCCAUUUAACUUUCCUGGUAAUUUUGGUGGGUCAAAUGACUUUGGGCCACCACUCCCUCCUCCAAAAUUAGGAGGGGCCUUUGGCGAUGCUAGGCCCGGUAUGCCAUCAGUUGGAAACAGUGCUUUGCCUGGUCUAGGACUGGAUGUUCCAGGUUUUGGAGGUGGACCAAAUAAUUUAAGUGGGCCAGCAGGAUUUGGAGGGGGCCCUCAGAAUUUUGGAAAUGGCCCUGGUAGUUUAGGUGGUCCCCCUGGUUUUGGAACUGGCCCUCCUGGUCUUGGAAGUGCCCCGGGGCAUUUGAAUGGGCCGCCGGCUUUUGGGCCUGGGCCUGGCCCUGGCCCAAUCCAUAUUGGUGGUCCCCCUGGCUUUGGAUCUAGUUCUGGAAAACCAGGUCCAACAGUAAUUAAAGUGCAGAACAUGCCCUUUACUGUGUCUAUUGAUGAGAUUUUAGAUUUCUUUUAUGGCUAUCAAGUAAUCCCAGGCUCAGUGUGUUUAAAAUACAAUGAAAAAGGUAUGUCCACAGGUGAAGCCAUGGUGGCCUUCGAGUCUCAGGAUGAAGCUACAGCAGCUGUCAUUGAUUUAAAUGACAAGCCUAUAGGCUCAAGAAAAGUAAAACUUGUAUUAGGGUAGCCAUUCACAUCAAUUCUUUAUAGGAUAGAUCUUCAUAUUGCUGUGAUUAAUGCAUCCAGAUUGUUUUCCUAGUAUUUCCAGGUUAGAACCUGUGGAUUGUUUCAGUUGCAUAUAGAUUGACUG
Microcebus murinus (gray mouse lemur) is the source of this 2999-nucleotide messenger RNA. RefSeq names its product RNA-binding protein 12-like. The record is from RefSeq and is a predicted model, not a curated record. Lineage: Eukaryota; Metazoa; Chordata; Mammalia; Primates; Cheirogaleidae. Gene Ontology annotation, molecular function: RNA binding.